AUGGGUACUAAUGAUAGAGCGGUCAUUUCUCUAGUAUUAUUCCUUGUGUGCAUGGCUAGCCGCUCCUUGGGUAGCACUGAAACUGAAGCUGUGGUUGAGCAGAGCCGCUCAUUAGUCCCAUCCAUCUAUGUGUUUGGUGAUUCCAUUGUCGAUGUGGGAAAUAAUGAUUUCCUGCCACCGCCUGCGCCCCGUGCGCGAUCUCCAUACGGCAUCGACUUCGCCGGCACCGGCAUGACAGGGCGGUUCACGAAUGGCUACAACCUUGCCGAUUUAGUCGCGCGACGUCUGGGGUUCAUGAAGAGUCCACCUGCUUACCUCUCGUUGACACCGUUAACAAACCUUGACCUAUUGAAGUGCCGAGUUGGUGCCAAUUACGCAUCUGGCGGAUCCGGCAUUCUUAACACCACGGGAAAUGGGACACUCACGCUGCAAAAACAGAUCAUGUUAUUCUCCAAAACUAAAGCAAGAAUGUGGCGGUGUGGCCUGAAGCUCAACUAUAUGAUAUCAAAGUCGUUCUUCCUUAUUAGCGCCGGAGGCAAUGACUUCUCUGCCUUCAGUGAAAUGGGCAUGGGCGAAGAAGAUGCCCCAGCCUACAUCAGUAGCAUGGUCUCAACCUAUGUCGAGCAUAUCAACGCGUUGUACAAGUUGGGAGCACGGAGGUUGGGGAUCCUAGACGUGCCAGCAAUCGGUUGUACUCCAGGUUCGAGAGUCCCCAUGGCCAACAGCGGAUGCAACGACGCUGCUAACUCUAUGGCACAGAACUUCAACAAACUCCUAAGGCUUGAGGUGGCAACAGCCAUCGCAACCUCCAUGCCCGACAUGAAAUACUCCAUAGCAAGCACCUACAAUUUUCUCACUGACUUGAUGGACAAUCAUCUCGUGGCUGGGAUCCGGGUGGUCGAGAGGGCAUGCUGCGGAUCAGGAAAAUUGAACGCGGCGGUAAUGUGCAGCAAGCCAAACACGACUUAUUGUUCGGAUCGCGAUGACUACAUGUUUUGGGAUAUGUUACAUCCUACACAGGCUACAUAUGAACGAGGGGUGGUCGCAAUCUUCUACGGCCCGCAGGAGUAUGCGGAUCCCAUCAACUUUGCAGGAUUAGUCGACAUCGCCACAGAUAUAAAUACUACUAUGACUCCCAGCGUCUCUGCCAUAUAA
Miscanthus lutarioriparius is the source of this 1155-nucleotide messenger RNA. The record is from the annotation of a GenBank genome assembly. NCBI's taxonomy places the organism in Eukaryota, Viridiplantae, Streptophyta, Magnoliopsida, Poales, Poaceae.